UUUGAAUAAAAUUAGUACUAGUAUUACUUUAUUAUUUGGGGAACGUUUCAUUCUUCUCAUUCAUCUCACUUUCACAAACCCCUCUCUUUCUCUCCGUUUCAUUCUUCAAUUCGCGAUGGGAACUGCGAGCACCGGCGGUGGUGACGUGGAAGCCGGUUUCGCCAAGCUUCAAGGCGAAGACUUCGAAUACUAUAUGCAAACCUACUCCAUAAUCCUCGGCCGGAACUCCAAGAAAUCCACCGUCGAUGUCGACCUUUCGAGUCUCGGUGGCGGAAUGAACAUCUCACGUCAUCACGCCCGUAUCUUCUACGACUUCACGCGGCGUCGUUUUGCUUUAGAAGUUCUUGGGAAGAACGGUUGUUUAGUUGAAGGUGUUCUUCAUCUCCCUGGUAACCCUCCUGUUAAGCUUGAUUCUCAGGAUCUUCUUCAGAUCGGUGAUAAGGAGUUUUACUUUUUGCUUCCUGUUCGUAGUAUACUCGGCGGCGGUGGCUCAGUUGGUACUCGGCAUUAUGCUAAUCAUCAUUCCUCAGCUAUUGCUCCUCCUGCUCCUUCUCCUGCUCUUCCUCCGCCUGUUCAGCCGCAUUAUGGUUAUGGACGUCCUGCAGGGUCGGGUGGCGCGAUGGUGAAGAAAGAGAGGAGGGAGUAUUAUGAAGAGGAGUAUGAGAUGGAUGAUGAUGUUGAUGUUGAUGUUGUUGUUGGUGGUGGUGGUAGUAGUGGGAAGAAGGUUAACAGGAGGGAGGCUUAUGAUGGUUAUGGGUAUGGUGGUGGAGUUGGUUCUGGGGGAAAGGCUUCUCUGCCUGGACCAAUUGAUAAGAAGGCAGAAGGCAGGUCCCGAGUAGAUCGUGAUGCUGAUAAUCUUCAACUUCAGCAAUUGGAAGAAAAGGAUGUAGUAUCAUCUGUAGCUAAUGUCCUCUCUGAUCUUUGUGGCCCUGGAGAGUGGAUGCCUAUGGAGAGACUUCAUGCUGUGUUGGUGGAUAAGUAUAGCAGUGUUUGGCACCAUGGUAGAGUAAGAAGAUAUCUCACAUCAGAGGAAUGGCCUGGUCCUGAAUCCAAAGGAAAACCUUGGUAUGGCUUACUUAUGCUAUUAAGGAAAUACCCGGAGCAUUUUGUCAUAAACACAAGGUCCAAGGGUCGGGUUACGCUGGAGUUUGUUUCUCUGGUCUCUCUUCUUUCGUGAACCCAGUGCUAUCUUCCAUAUGUAAUAACUUAUGUAGUCUGUGAAUUUUACAGAAUUGUGAUAUUUCUGGUCAGAGACCAAACCUGUAUAAAAUUGCACCUUGCUUACU
This is a messenger RNA of Lathyrus oleraceus (garden pea), 1286 nucleotides long. Its product is annotated as FHA domain-containing protein FHA2. Gene Ontology annotation, cellular component: nucleus. The transcript has 3 exons. NCBI's taxonomy places the organism in Eukaryota, Viridiplantae, Streptophyta, Magnoliopsida, Fabales, Fabaceae. The record is from RefSeq and is a predicted model, not a curated record. Gene Ontology annotation, biological process: regulation of ribosomal protein gene transcription by RNA polymerase II. Gene Ontology annotation, molecular function: sequence-specific DNA binding; protein binding. Bases 116 to 1177 code for a protein of 353 amino acids.